AUUGGAAGUAUGUGUGUGUUUGACUGACGGUACUUUUACUACCGUAGGUGGGUUUUUGCCAACACCAGCCAACAAGAAGAGCCUAUUUACAUUAAAUGGCGUCUCGUCAACUUCACGGGCGGGGGCUCAUUAGCCAUUUCCAAUGAAGAAUUAAACUGGAGUGUUUGACUGACAGAAGCUGUGUCCAGCGAGAGGAGGACUCCGUUUGAGGAAACGAGUGCGAUCUGCCUGUCUGUCUGUCUGUGUGAGAGAAUCUGGAUUUUGGAGCUCUGCAUUGACAGCCACUGUACAACUAUCACACACAGGGCUACUGUCGACCAAUACGAAUUGCCAUCGAAAACCAGAUUCAUUUUGUUCCCGUGCCUGACUGAUGUACUCAACACUGCGAUUUUAAUUUACUGUAUUUUUUUUUUUUUUUGCAGUAAAGAAAGUCUGUCACACUGGCAGAGGAAGGUGCUUUUCAUGCAACAGCAUCUUGUACUUGCAGCAAAAGGACGACUAGUCGAUUAUUUUUACAAUAGUACCGCUUCUUGGAAAUGAAACAACGUUUUUCGUUCAUUGUGCAUUUUCCCUUUGGCGGUGUGUUAAACUAUGUGGAUUGUUAAAACUAACAAGAAAGCGGCGAGUGGAGGUGUCCAGCAACUUGAAUUAAGAACCCUAUCAAACACCGACAACACGUUUUGAUUGUAAUAAACUAGGUUGUGUGAAUAGAUUGUAUACAGUGUUGUUUAUUUUUUUACUGCGAACAUUUAAACCCCACUGUUACAGUGUCAAUGGAGUAAGUUGUCAUAUCACUGAUCAGGCAGGUAUGUGCAACGCAGUUUCCUCUUUUUGGCUUGGAUUAGAUACAGUUUAAUUUUUUUUUUUUUUUUUUUUUUUACUUUUUUGAUUCCUCUUCGUAAAAAAAAAAAAGACUGUUGGUUUUAAAUAUUUUCGACAGCAGUUUUUAAUCGAAAAGAGAAUAUUUUGAUUAGCUGGCCGAGUCACUGACAAUUAAUGCAGUCAGACUAGUGUGUAAAAUCGUUUUAACAUGGGAUUACCACCGAUUAAAUAUUAAAGCGUGCAGUCUGGCUAAUACAAUAAGAUUUAGCCAAUUCACUGUUUUAUGUGAACAUACACAAUUAUCAUAUCACAGACAGAAGCCGUAUUCUUAUGGCGGAGUUUGGGAAGGAGAACGGCGGCGUGGCUUCCUCACAGAUCCCGGGGCAGAAGCCUCUCAACCACGGCGAUGAAGCUGACAGGGACGUGCAGUGUGCAGGCUCGGUUUCAAACGGAGACUGUGGGGUGGGAGACAUGCUUGAAUCGGGAUCUCCAGCCACCCCCGGCAGCCCUGGGAUAGACAUCGCUAACAAUACAACAGCCGGACUGGAGGGCAAACCUGGCACACCCCGUAGGAGCAGCAUCAUUAAGGAUGGCUCACGACAGCGACGAGAGAGAAAAAAGACUGUUUCUUUCAGCAGCAUGCCCACUGAGAAGAAGAUCAGCAGUGCUAGUGACUGUAUCAAUGCCAUGGUGGAUGGCUCGGAACUCAAAAAGGUCCGCUCUAAUGCCAGGGUGUACCAUAGGUAUUUUUUAUUAGAUGCAGACAUGCAGUCGCUGAGGUGGGAGCCAUCAAAAAAAGAGUCUGAAAAAGCAAAGAUUGACAUCAAAUCUGUUAAAGAGGUGCGGACAGGAAAGAAUACUGAUAUUUUUCGUACCAAUGGAGUUUAUGAUCAGAUAUCGGAAGACUGUGCAUUUUCAAUCAUAUACGGAGAAAACUAUGAAUCGCUGGACUUGGUAGCCAACUCUGCAGACGUGGCGAACAUUUGGGUGACAGGGCUGAGAUAUCUGAUCUCUUAUGGGAAACAAACUCUGGACAUAAUUGAGAGCAGUCAAAACACCCUGCGGACUUCAUGGCUGUCCGACCUCUUUUCAGAGACGGAUGUAAAUGGCGCUGGGCAGAUUGCUUUAGGAACAGCUGUUCAACUGAUCAAAACCUUAAACCCGGGGUUGAAGAAUGUCAAGAUAGAGCUCAAGUUCAAAGAAUUUCACAAAGCAAAAGACAACAUUGUCACAAAGGAGGAGUUCAUUGAAGUUUUUCACGAACUUUGCACCAGACCAGAGAUCUACUUUCUCUUGGUUCAGUUCUCAAGCAAUAAGGAGUUUCUGGAUGCCAAGGACCUCAUGAUGUUUCUGGAGGCAGAGCAGGGGAUGGCUCACGUCAACGAGGAUACCAGCCUGGAAAUUAUUCAAAAAUACGAGCCAUCAAAAAAAGGCCAGGAGAAGGGCUGGCUGUCUUUAGAUGGUUUUACCAAAUACCUCAUGUCCCACGAGUGCCAUAUAUUUGACCCUGAACAUAAGAAUGUAUGCCAGGAAAUGCAUCAGCCCCUGUCCCACUAUUACCUGAAUGCAUCUCACAAUACCUACUUGAUAGAAGACCAGUUCCGGGGCCCUUCUGACAUCACAGGAUACGUACGUGCCCUAAAAAUGGGGUGCCGAAGUGUUGAGGUAGACGUCUGGGACGGUCCAGACAAUGAGCCAGUAAUAUACACGGGGCAUACCAUGACCUCACAGAUAGUCUUCCAUAGUGUCAUUGACAUUAUCAACAAAUAUGCCUUUGUGGCGUCCGAAUACCCCUUGAUAAUCUGUUUGGAAAACCACUGUUCCAUCAAACAGCAGAAGGUCAUGUUUCAGCACCUGAAAAAGAUCCUGGGGGAUAAACUCUACACCGAGUUGCCUAAUGCAGAGGAAAGCUAUCUCCCAUCUCCUUAUGCAUUAAAAGGUAAAAUCCUACUGAAAGCCAAAAAGCUUGCGACUAACUGCACCAGCCCAGAGGGAGAUGUGACCGAUGAAGAUGAGGGGGCAGAGAUGUCUCAGAGGGCAGGUAAUGAAGCAGGGGAGCAACCAAAUGUGGUUACCCAGAAGACAUUCCAGCUUUCCAAAGACCUUUCCGACAUGGUUAGCCUCUGUAAGUCAGUCACGUUCAAAGACUUCCAGCUGUGUUUCCAGAAUCAGAAAUACUGGGAAACCUGCUCUUUCAACGAAGUGCUUGCAACUAGCUAUGCCAAUGAACACCCGGGCGAUUUUGUCAACUACAACAAAAAGUUUCUUGCAAGGGUCUAUCCAAGUCCCAUGAGAAUAGAUUCUAGUAACAUGAACCCCCAGGAUUUCUGGAAGUGUGGCUGUCAGAUAGUGGCUAUGAAUUUUCAGACCCCAGGCUUGAUGAUGGACCUUAAUAUCGGCUGGUUCCGCCAAAAUGGCAACUGUGGCUAUGUACUCCGGCCCGCCAUCAUGAGAGAAGAGGUGUCUUAUUUCAGUGCCAACACUAAAGAUUCAGUUCCUGGUGUCUCCCCUCAGCUCCUUCACAUUAAGAUCAUCAGUGGGCAGAACUUUCCCAAGCCCAAAGGUUCAGGGUCCAAGGGAGAUGUGGUGGAUCCUUAUGUUUACGUGGAGAUCCAUGGGAUACCAGCGGACUGCGCUGAGCAAAGGACUAAAACCGUCAAUCAGAAUGGAGACAAUCCCAUUUUCGAUGAGAGCUUUGAGUUUCAGAUCAACCUGCCGGAGCUGGCCAUGGUACGCUUUGUAGUGCUGGAUGACGAUUACAUUGGGGAUGAGUUUAUUGGACAGUAUACUAUUCCAUUCGAGUGCUUGCAGCCUGGCUUUCGCCACGUUCCCCUGCAGUCCCUAACAGGGGAGAUGUUGCCCCAUGCCUGGAUUUUUGUGCAUGUGGCCAUCACCAACCGCAGGGGAGGGGGGAAGCCACACAAACGGGGGCUCUCUGUGAGGAAGGGGAAGAAGUCCAGAGAGUAUGCCACCAUGAGGAUACUGGUGAUUAAAGCAGUGGAUGAGGUCUUCAAGAAUGCAUUGCAGCCUUUAAGAGAAGCCACAGAUCUCAGAGAGAACAUGCAGAAUGCGAUUGUGCCAUUUAAAGAGUUGUGUGGACUGUCGGCUGUGGCCAAUCUAAUGCAGUGUAUCCUGGCACUGUCAACACGGCUCAUGAGUGGAGACAAUACUCCCUAUGUGCUAUUCAACCUCACGGGCCAGUUUCCUACCAUGGAACCUCAAGUGUUGAUCCCAGAGAUGCUGAAGAAGAUUGUGACUGCGUAUGAUGCUAUGAUUCAGACCAGCAAGACUCUAAUUGAAAAUGCUGAUGGGGUAUAUGAAAAGAUAAUGCAGUGCCAGAAAGCAGCCAUGGAAUUCCAUGAGAACCUGCAUGGUAUAGCAGUGAAAGAAGGUCUGAAAGGAAGGAAACUGCACAAGGCCGUGGAGAGUUUUACCUGGAACAUCACUAUUCUGAAGGGGCAGGCAGAUCUACUUAAACACGCUAAAAACGAGGUCCUGGAAAACCUGAAGCAGAUCCACUAUGCGGCCCUGACCUGUGACCUGAGUAAGCUUAGCAUCGGCUCGGCAGAGUCAUGCAAGGCAAGGCGCAGCCUAGGCGCCAUUCCUGAAAAAAUCACUGGAGAGGAAUCUGCAGAUGGGGACAAGGACUCUGUCCUCCAGAGGUCGGUAGCUCGCUGACAUCCGCUCACGAGCUCCUGGGUGAAAAAGGAAGCUGGCUUGGUCGUGGUAUCGCAGGAGGCCCACUGAACCUUUGGGUCUCCUGAGCCAUGUGGGGAAUUCCUGUGGUGAGGAGAAAAGCGAUUGGGCAUUCCAAAUGGGGAGAAAAUCGGGGGGAAAUAAUAAUUUAUAAAAAAUAAAAAAUAAAAUAAAAGAUGACUAACAGUUGCCCAGAAUGCUUUUUUUAGGGGAAUCCUAAAGCACAAUAUGGAAGAUGUUGACCAAAAAGCUGGAGCUAUGAAUGUAGCAGGAUGCAGUGUAGAAAACAAAACAAAAAACGGAAAAAAAGCUAUUUAUAGAAAUGGACUACUCAAUGUUCUGUCUGCCAAAAUGUGUGUGUGUGUGUGUGUGUGUGUGUAUGUAAGGAGUUCUAACUUUACCAGCUCAUGUGAGUUACAAGCUUGUUUUUUCUUUGUUUUGUUUAUUUCAGGUUUAGUGAGAAAAGCUGCUUUUUAAAAGAAUAUAUCAUUAUAUUAAUAAUAAUAAUUUUAAAGAUGUCACGUUUGUCUAAGUGUAUGAUGUGUUAGACAAAGCCAAAGCUGUUACCAACAAUGUCAGGUACAGCCAUGUUUAUAUUGUUUGUCUGUGGUAUGCCUUGUUGAGAAAUCAUGUACCUAAACGUAUUCACUGUGUCUCCCUUACACAAGAACCAUCACAAGAUGUGUUGUACAGCAGAGCAGAAAACAUUUAUUUAAACUAAACCGUCUUGCCGAUACAGUUGCAUAAUAUUUUUAAAAGUUGUCUGAUUUUAAGUUCUUACUAAGGAGGUCAAACUGUAGUAAUUUUUGCCACUCAUUUUUGUGAAGUGCUUAAUGCCCCACGUUUAGCAACCAAAUUAUAAAAAUAAAAACCCUGUAAAGAUAAAUGUAGUACAAGUAGAACAUUUACAGAGUCAUUUGCAGUAGGAAAUACGUUUGUUUUGAUCAGAUUUACAUAAUAAAAUGCAAAUAAGUCUGCACACAAAGAAA
Molecule: messenger RNA, 5507 nt
Organism: Acipenser ruthenus (sterlet)
Lineage: Eukaryota; Metazoa; Chordata; Actinopteri; Acipenseriformes; Acipenseridae
Product: inactive phospholipase C-like protein 2
Exons: 6
Coding region: 1153-4500 (1115 amino acids)
Biological process (GO): intracellular signal transduction; lipid metabolic process
Molecular function (GO): phosphatidylinositol-4,5-bisphosphate phospholipase C activity
Source: RefSeq, a predicted model, not a curated record